Quercus robur (English oak) is the source of this 834-nucleotide messenger RNA. Its product is annotated as 40S ribosomal protein S14-3-like. Lineage: Eukaryota; Viridiplantae; Streptophyta; Magnoliopsida; Fagales; Fagaceae. Gene Ontology annotation, molecular function: structural constituent of ribosome; small ribosomal subunit rRNA binding; mRNA 5'-UTR binding. Bases 133 to 585 code for a protein of 150 amino acids. The record is from RefSeq and is a predicted model, not a curated record. The transcript is spliced from 6 exons. Gene Ontology annotation, biological process: ribosomal small subunit assembly; maturation of SSU-rRNA from tricistronic rRNA transcript (SSU-rRNA, 5.8S rRNA, LSU-rRNA); translation. Gene Ontology annotation, cellular component: ribosome; cytosolic small ribosomal subunit.
CAUGAGCUUCCCAUUCAAAACCCUAGCUAUAAAACUACAACGAAAACAUCUUCUUUAACCUGCUAGUGUUUUUUUAAGGCCGAGUCUAGCUCUCAUUUGCUCUCUGCACUCGAACUCGCACUCGCAGCAGCCAUGUCUAGAAGGAAAACUAGGGAGCCCAAGGAGGAGAAUGUUACCCUAGGACCUGCUACACGUGAAGGGGAGCAGGUUUUUGGUGUGGCCCAUAUUUUUGCAUCGUUCAAUGACACAUUCAUUCAUGUAACUGAUUUGUCUGGAAGGGAAACACUUGUUCGCAUUACUGGGGGCAUGAAGGUGAAAGCUGAUAGGGAUGAAUCAUCACCAUAUGCAGCCAUGCUUGCAGCUCAAGAUGUUUCUCAAAGAUGCAAGGAGCUUGGCAUCACUGCUCUGCACAUAAAGCUGCGGGCUACUGGAGGGAACAAGACUAAGACUCCUGGUCCAGGUGCCCAGUCAGCACUUAGAGCCCUUGCACGUUCAGGCAUGAAAAUUGGUCGCAUAGAGGAUGUGACCCCAAUUCCCAGUGACAGUACUCGCAGAAAGGGUGGCAGAAGGGGUAGAAGGCUGUGAUUCCUUGUCAUAUCAGAUCAAGUUGAUUCAGCUGCUAUGUUUGCUUGGACUUUGUUAGUCUAAAUGCAACCAUAUUCUUGACUUCCUUAGACAACACUUUGUAGUUUUGAAUUUUGAUUUGUUUGCAUCUUAUCAUUUAGUUGAAGCAAAAGAGAUUUUUUCUCAAGUUCCAUUUAAUAUUUUACCAUAUGAUUUUGUGAAGCAAAGAUCGAUAUGCAAGUAUGCAACAUACAAUUUGUGUUGUCUUUA